This is a messenger RNA of Colletes gigas, 3264 nucleotides long. RefSeq lists its product as uncharacterized. Gene Ontology annotation, biological process: intracellular signal transduction; negative regulation of protein tyrosine kinase activity. Bases 151 to 2106 code for a protein of 651 amino acids. Lineage: Eukaryota; Metazoa; Arthropoda; Insecta; Hymenoptera; Colletidae. The record is from RefSeq and is a predicted model, not a curated record. Gene Ontology annotation, molecular function: protein kinase inhibitor activity. Gene Ontology annotation, cellular component: cytoplasm. The transcript has 12 exons.
GGUGGUAUGAAAUAUUGUAAAUAAAAUUCGUUUUUUAGCUUUAAUUAUGAGUGGACGUGUGCAAAAAGAUGGUAACGAUGAUUCUGAUCGUAUUGACGAUGCAGUGGAUCCUAGAGUGCAGCACUAUACCAAUUCAUCUUGUUAAUCCAGAUGUUAAUGAACGUCGAACUCGAAAUAUUGAAUACUGCUACCGACGAUAUCAACAAGCUUGAAGUUGAUUUGGAUGAAGCGAGAGCAACUUUCAGGGAAUUACUUUGCGAAUCUACGUUGAAAAUUGACACGUUAGCCAAGAAACUUGGCACUUGCAUUGAAAAGUCUAGACCGUAUUACGAUGCCAGGUUCAAAGCGAAAGAAGCUUUACAAGAAACGCAAAAAGCUGCUAUUAGAUUCGAAAGAGCCAAUAGCCAGCACGCGGCUGCUAAAGAAAUGGUUUACUUGGCCGAGGAAGGUUUGAGAACCGAAGGCAGAUGUUUCGACCAUGCUUGGCAGGAAAUGUUGAACCACGCAACUUCCAGAGUCAAUGAAUCUGAACACGAAAGAGCAUUGUCAGAGGCGGAGCACAGGCAUACCACUACGUUGUAUCAUAAAGCAGAGCACGAAGUUCAGAGAUUGCAGAACGAACUAAAACGUACGAUUGCUAAAUCUAGUAUGGGUGCACGUCGCAGCUUGCUUCUGAUAAACAGUAUCGCCUACAGGCACAACUUGCUCAUGUUGCCGUACUACGAAAUGAAAGCGCAUUUUAAUCAAAUGUUGGAAGAACAAAAAUUAAGAGUAAGUGCGUUAGAAAGAUCAGUCGGUGAUGCUAAAAUGACCUACGCAGAGGCAUUGAGAAACUUAGAAAAAAUUAGUGAUGAAAUUCAUAGGACUAGAAGAUACGAUGGGUCGGAUGAAUUUGACAAGCAAUCGAGGGACAUGAUUAACCAGUCCGUUGCGCAACCUAAUGCAACAAAUUCAACAGAUUCCAGCGUGACUGGAUCACCCGAUAGUACAGAUUAUACCAGUGAUGAAUAUUUACGCCUUCCUGAUAAAAUGAGCCCUAGUACACCGUGUCCUGUGCCUACAAGAAUUGACAGAGAGCCUUCCGAAUAUUUGGGCCUAAAUAAUUUGAACCUUUCAUCCACGGAACCUCGAAAAUACAUAAAGCGGGACCGUCCAAAAAGCAUUGCAACAACCGACACAAAACAUAUCAUAUUAUUAAAUCAAACGAGUUCAUCGACAUCGCAAUUGUCCGAUUUGUCAAACGUUAUUUCGCCUAUAGAAAAACGAGUAACGAUUCAAACACCGGUGGUAACAAACAGUAGUAACACUACCGUACAAAAUGGCGAGGAAUGGACGGAGAUUAGCUUAAAUAAUUCUCCGGAUGAAGUUUACUACAAUAACGAAGUCUAUUCGGACGAGGAGGAUCAAAUUCCUUACAAACCGUUACCGAUGGAUCUGAGUCCGGAUAGUAGCAAUCCAGUAGCCAAUGGCGCGAAUGUUCAACCAUUUGGCGAAGGUUCUAGUCGAAGAAAAUUGAUAACUCAAAAGUCGCUGCCUGCCAUCUCAAAGGGAAACGAAGUUACUUUGAGCGCUGAGAAGAAGGCAGAAGUUACGAGGAGUCCAUCGAUAAAAAAUAAGAACAAAAUUGAUAGCAGUUUAGCUAAUUGGAUAACUCGAAGUUCAGCGGGCGGUGAGAUCAGUGGAGGUAGUUCAGCAAACUCGAGCAGAAGACAGUCACUUGAUAUGUUGUGGAGUGCAGGAACCGGAGAACGAGUGAAAGAAUUACUGAACCAUGGUAUGAUGAUGCUGAACAUAUCUAGCCUGACGGAGGGGCGUUCUAGCGAACAAAAAACGGCUGAGAGAGAUAAGGAGAAGUCUGAAAAAUCCGAGAAACUAGAGGGAAAAGGAAAGAAGGUUCCUAGCCCGUUAGAAAAGACAUUAACCUAUCUGAAUGCAGACGAAGAGACAUCCGACAGUGAAAGUUUGGCAAGCGUGGAAAUGUUAACGGAGGAUCAAAUCUCUUCGCUUAUGAUGGAACCCGAUAUGAAUCAAGUAUGCCAAGAAAUCCUAGGAACUCCUUUAGUCGAAGUGUGCCCGUUAUUGCAACAACUGCAACAACAACAAUAGCAUUCCUUUCCAUAACGACAUUGACUCAAUUUAAUUGAAACGACAACAAUAGAAAGUGUUCAAAAACUACGAUAAAGGAACGAACUAGUUAAGACCGUAGCUUAAUCUUUAAUUUAAUUCAUCGUUGCAAUUUAGUUACAGCGCUUUCAUUAUUCCCAUAGAGAAGUAAGAUUCGAAGGAUCUUUCUGCGCAGUUUUUAAAAAUCUGAUUGUAAUUCGAAUUAAUUCGCUAGAAAUGAUUUGUACAUACUCGGUAGAAAUUUUUAAUAUAAUAUACAAAUAUUUAAUUAUCAUUUACGGAGCUGGAUGGCAGAAUGUUGCGUCCUGAAGCCUAAUGAGAACCUUUGGUGCAUACGUUCAUAGAAAUAUUUUAGUCGUUACUUGGAACAGAAUAUCAUUCCAUUAAAUUCGUUUAGCACAUAGUGUCUAGUAUACAUCGGGGAACUUACUCGGUAAGAGAAGCAAUACGUAGUGAAUAUUAUAUGGUCCUAUCGUUUGUUCAUCUUGCUCGUACCUAUUACGUAGGAAAAAUAAGAAGAAGAAAAAAAUCGACAUUUUUCCACGGAGUACUAAAACUUUACUAUUUAGAAACUGUUUUGCCUGUCUACGUUAAGAGCACGACUAUACAAGCAAUUCGUUUUUUAUAUUGCUGCGAAAGAAGUACAACGCCAGCCAAUAACAAUUAUAAUCUUGGUAAAGUUGCACGCUCUUCGAAUCGCUAAGUAGAACUUGUUUAAAUAAGAACAAAAUGAUUCUAAAUGAAAAAAAAAAUUUGGCAGCUUUGAUAAACAUAAUGUUUCACGUACCAAGCUUUAAUAUACUUACUGAUCGUAAUAGUGUUCAUCUGUCGAGCUCAACAGAACAUUUUUAACUUUUCCUCAACUCUGACGAGAUAUAUAGAUAAUAUUUAUCAAUUAAGUACUUUGUAGUUGUCGAAAUAUGUAUUUAAAAUAUAAUUAAUAUAAUCAAGUAAUUAUUACGCGUGAAUUUAGACAAUCCAAUCGGUUAUAAUAUUAAUGGUUGGAAAAUAUUUAAUUUAACGAGUGAAACACUAAAAGUCAUAACAUAUUCUUAAGUUUGAAUCAUUUUUAUUACUAUAUACAGAGUGUUCAGGCCAACCCUGGGAAAAAUUUUAAUAGGGGACUCUAGAGGCCAAAAU